AUGUCUAUGAAGGUGUACAUCGCACAUUCUGGCCAGUGUUUGCUGGCUGAAGCCGAAACUUUUAAUUCCUUAGAUUCCCUAAAGUUAUGGAUUUCCAAAAAUAGUAGGGUGGAUACACAAGAUCAAAUUGCCUUAAACUCUCACGGGAAACAUGUCAAAUUUGAUAGUUUUUCUAAAGAAAAGGAGAUAUUCAUAUUUGAUAGACGUAUAAUACAAUCAACCUCGACCAGUGGGCCAAAAACAUCAAUCUACGAUAAUUGCACAGCCACCAUCUAUCAAGUGUCAAAGCCUCCAGAGUCAGUCUCGGACCACAAUGAUAUUGAGGCAUGGAAAGAUUUACUCAAAAACCGACAAGAAUGGGCGCGCAGUAUUGCAACCGACUGUCUUCGAAUGCUAGAUGAAGUUCGAGCCCGACGUUUUGAAAUGGAUGUUAUUAUCAAAAGUGCCUCCACCGCUGCGCGCAACAUCCAAAAGCAUAUAAUAGCCCUAGACAACAAAAAUGUACUAAUUCAGAGCUGGGUCGAACAUGUUCGCAAGGUACAGGGGCUGCCGAAUAUAGAUUGGGAUGUUAUUCUAGAGUCACUACGAACUAUAGUAGCUGGUGAAGAAAUAAUUAACUUUAUCACACGCUGUCAGCCUAAAAGACAGCAAAAGCCCAAUUUGGGAGAGCUGAUAGAUAUUGAAAAAUUCAAUAGAGCAAAAAUGCUUGCCCAAAAGUUACCACAACAGCUCCUCCAAACUAGUGUUGAUCUCAGAAAAAAGAUAGACGAGAUCUACUCACACUCCGACAGAAUUUUUGAUAUUGUCUCCAAGGAAAUGCCUGAUAGAUCUCAAGAAAAAGUAGCUUUGGAGCCGGUGCAAAUAUCGAAAGAUGUUGAGGCUCUAUCAAAGAAACUAUAUCUAGAAUGCGACAGUAUCCUUCAAAUCCGGAAUUCCAAUCUAAUCUUACAAGCAUCAAACUCUACAUCAGUGCAUACCAAAACGAUAAUCCCUAAUCUAAUGAGCAGAACAAUAGAAAUUGACAAUUUUCGCCGGCAGGUCACAAAUACACGUAAUUCUUUGGCUUCACAAUCGAUAGAAGUCAUGCAACGUAUAGCUUUUCUGACCUCAAUGAUAACCGACGUGACGGCGCGAUUGACAGCAAUAGAACCUUGUGAAGAUUUGGUUGAUGCAGUGCAAACACUGACGGACGUAAAAUCGAUACCUGUGACAUAUGCAUCUUUUCUGGCUGAAGGUAUUAGGCGUAAGCGGUGGAAUGAAAAGAUAGAAACAGAAUUAUCUACCCUUACUAACGAAAUGGCACUAUUCAGGGAAGAGGAGACCAAAAGACGGUGUAAAUGGCAGAAGAACGUGGGUAGUGUACUCUGGGGAGAAAAAGUCGAACAGAAUGUGUCCAGGUUAACAGUCAAGGUUGAGAGUUCAGGUGAUGAUUGGCCCGAAAUAUCAAAGCAACACCUCACAGAACUCCUUGAAAUUCUACAGGCAAGCGAUUCACAGUCUUCUGUUGCAAUAGAUGUCUCAAAUAUAAUAUCAAGCCUCGAUAAUCCUACCAAAUCAUUAUCAUUACGAGCCAAAGUCUCGUUUAAAGCUGGAAGUCUUCAUGAGAAUUCACUGGGAAAUAGUAGAUUAUUAUUUAGAGGUGACCCGGAGCUCGUUUGUAUUUUACAAGAAGAGAACGAAAAGACAACAAGAAAACUGAAGACUGCUGAAAGUCGAGUGCGUAGGCUAGAGAACCUACUUCAUCAACAGACACAAGUCAACCGUAUGUCUUUGGGAAACUUUCAUCAAGUGCCAUCCUAUCCAACUUCUGAUCCCUCAAACCAUAUUAAUUUAGCCCGCUCACCUCGGCUUCCAGAAGUCCUUUCACGUCGCUCCUCAAUUUCUUCUUGGAUACCUUCAACAAACCAAGGAAAUGAAGAUAAAUCUCAUCAGCAAAGAAUUUCUUCCCUCGAGAACGAGCUCUGCAUCGAAAGAGAGCGCUCAAUGGGCCUGGAAAGAAAAGUUCUAGAUAGGAAGAUAGUAGAAGAAAGUUUAAGGAAUCAGUUUGAGGAAACUAAUUCUACAAAAAGAGAUUUACUUCAAAAUUUUGAAGCUCAACAACGGGAAUUCACAGAAGAGCGUAAGUCAUUGAUAUCUGAUAUUAAAAAGCUAAAAGCUCAAAAGGAGGAUCUCGAGGAGGAGCUUGACCGUUAUGUAGAUAUCAGGGACGGCGAAAAGAUUCGUAUCUAUGAUGGUGAAAACAGUUUACCAGAUCAACCUAAAGCCCAGUACAGUACAAAAUUAGAGAAUCAAAAACUGCCAGGUGUAUGGGAAUUUUCCGGAGAUUCUCACAAACAGGUUGCGGGCGAGAGGAAGACCAAGAAUUUGGUACUAAGAGAAAAUGAAGAUAGCGCCGCCCUUCUCGCUCGCGCUGAAAAAGCGGAAAAAAAGGCAGACCACUACUUCGAAGUUGUCCAAAACUUAUAUAAAGAGCUACGUUCAGAAAACUUCUUACCAGAGAAUAAUAGCUCUUCCGAUGACUUAAUUGGUUUAUACAGGAGUUUAUUCCAUGAGCUUCAAAUCGCAAAAAAUGAUGCACGCAAUGCUAGAGCAGAUCAUGAUAUUACCCAGAUAGAUCUACUUGAACUGAGAGGAGAGAUUAAACGGGUAAAGAAUAAGCUUUCUGUAGAGGAAUUAGACUCUUUUGGAUUGCGUGAAAGUUUGGCUGAAAAAUCCAAAAAAGUUUCUGCUCUUGAAACAAAAUUGACCACUUUGCAUCUGGAACUCACCGAAAUCAGAGAAAAGUUUGCCGAGACCGAGAAAGAAAUGAAUACCCUGAAUACUCAACUUGAAGAAGAGAGACUUCAAGUUUCCAAAUUGAUGGCAAUUAUAUCUCAACGAACGUUACGUAUCGAAACUUUAGAAGAAGAGGUCAGAGCCCAACAUGAAAAAAACCAAUCAGCACAGAAUGAGAAUGAGAAACUUUUAUUACGACUCGAAAGCCGAACUUCUAAGGCGAAAGAUCUUAGCCAUCGAGUUUACUUUCAAAAUGAUCGGUUGUGUCGGCUCCUCGAACGGCUAAGCUAUUCGGUCACGCGAGAAGGCCGAUCCAUGCUUAUUCAGAGAUUACCCAGGCUCGAGCGGUCUAAUGUUAAUGAUUCACCAGACGUAAAUACAUCUAUCCGACAAAGCUUUUCAGAUACAAUGGGAAAAAAACUACCUAUAGAAAAUAGUAGCCUUGGACUCGUAAACUGGAUACACAACGAUGAUCUUACUGUUGAAUCUGACAAAUUUACUUCAUUCUUAAGUACAGUGGGUAAUCUUGAUGUCGAAGCUUUCUGCGAUACACUGGCCAAACGUGUCAAAGACCUCGAAUACACAGCCAAGAAAUAUUCCCGGGAUGCUCGCUCGUAUCGGGAAAAGUCCCAUUUUGCGCAGAAAGAAGCGCAUGAAAAGAUAGCUUUCAAAAACUUCAGGGAAGGCGACCUAGCAUUAUUUUUACCGACACGCAACCAAGCUACUGGCGCAUGGGCUGCAUUUAAUGUGGGCGCCCCCCAUUAUUUCUUGAAAGAACAGGACUCCCAUAAACUUAGGUCCCGAGACUGGCUACUUGCAAGAAUUCAUAGAAUUGAACAUCGAGUUGUUGAUCUAUCAAAGUCACCUUCAGAAUCCCAACUUCAUCAAUCUGAUCGAAGAUCUUUCGGUGAGACGAGUGCUGGCGGCGAUUCAUUUGAGGAUGAUAAUCCAUUUGACUUAUCUGACGGAUUACGCUGGUAUCUAAUAUAUGCAGCUGAAGAAAAGUUAGGUGCCCCCACAACGCCAGGCUUGGGGAAAAGUACAGUCGCCAGCGCGCACAUCGAUGCAACAGGUAGCAUUCGACGUAGCAAAAAGUCUUCGAGUAGUGGCAUGGAUGGAAUUAAUCGAACUCUAAGUAAAAAUCUUGAUACACGACGAGGUAGUAGCAAUUCCAAAAAAUCAUUGCCCGCGACAAGCUCAUUAAUUAAAGUUGGUUCUACACCUUCCGAUACGGUAUCGUUGAAAACAGCAGCUACAACGCGGAAGGCUGGUGGUGACCCAGAGACUCAUACUACACAUCCGGUUAAUAAGGAAGAUGAAGUUUCUGAUCGGAUACUUGGCCAGGAACUUGAAAGCUAA
Molecule: messenger RNA, 4134 nt
Organism: Blumeria graminis f. sp. triticale
Lineage: Eukaryota; Fungi; Ascomycota; Leotiomycetes; Helotiales; Erysiphaceae
Source: the annotation of a GenBank genome assembly